This is a messenger RNA of Paramuricea clavata, 525 nucleotides long. The record is from the annotation of a GenBank genome assembly. NCBI's taxonomy places the organism in Eukaryota, Metazoa, Cnidaria, Anthozoa, Malacalcyonacea, Plexauridae.
AUGAUUGAUAAAAUACAUUCCGGUAAAAGUUACCACAUCCAGGGCUUAACAGUCCGUAUCUUUGAUGAUAUCAAAUUUCUCAAUACCAAUGAGGCCACAGUUGUAUCAGAAAUUGACGACCUGGGCGAUGUCAAUUUAAUGUCUCAGGAAAUACAAGAUAACAUCAUCACUGCUCAUUGCAUCGGAGUGAACAUUAAGAAAAGUACCUCCUGUAUUGCCUGUAACAACUCUUUGGAAAACAUCACACCUGAAGAAGAAACUAUAACAUGUCCAAACUGCAAGUUGACAACUUUCAUCACCAUUUCUAAAACAAAACUGGUGUGCCAAAUCCUCUUAAAAAUUGAUGAUAAAAUGACAAGUUACACAACCUUCAAUGAUGAAAUUUCCAGUUUUCUAAGAAUCAUUGGAAAUGAAACACCUGUGAGUGAAAUACCAGUAAUGGAACUCAAAAAGUUACUUUUAAAAGCUGGUCCCAAAAAGAUGAUCAUAGAUAGAUCCCAGAAACUGAUCUUUCAAUAUUUAUGA